Microthlaspi erraticum is the source of this 1368-nucleotide messenger RNA. Lineage: Eukaryota; Viridiplantae; Streptophyta; Magnoliopsida; Brassicales; Brassicaceae. The record is from the annotation of a GenBank genome assembly.
AUGGGUACUGAGGUUGGCGCUUUGGAAGGACAACAUACUUGGGACAUUACAGAGUUACCUCCUGGAAAAGUUGCAAUUGGUUGCAAAUGGGUUUACAAAACAAAGUUUAACUCAGAUGGAACAGUGGAGCGUUAUAAAGCAAGGCUCGUUAUUCUCGGUAAUCAACAAGAAGAGGGAGUUGAUUUUAAAGAAACUUUUGCCCCGGUAAUCAAGAUGAACACAGUCCGUAUUCUCUUGGAGAUUUCAGCAGCAAAAGGUUGGGAACUACACCAAAUGGAUGUGCAUAACGCGUUUCUUCAUGGUGAUUUAGAGGAAGAGGUUUACAUGAAGUUACCUCCCGGAUUCAAGGCUACUGGUCCGAAUCAAGUCUGCAAACUAGCGAAAGUCACUUUAUGGUCUCCGACAAGCUCCGAGAUGUUGCGUGGGAAGUCUAUUGUUUAUGUUCUGGUAUAUGUCGAUGAUUUGGUCAUUGGUGGUAGUGAUCCCGUACUCAUUUCUAAUUUCAAAGCUUACCUCAAUCGUCAGUUUCACAUGAACGAUUUGGGUGUUCUAAAAUAUUUUCUGGGCAAUGAGGUUGCUAGAAGCAGUGAUGGAAUAUAUUUGUCUCAACAGAAGUAUGCUCUCGACAUUAUUACAGAAUCUGGUCUUCUUGGAGCACGCCCUAUUGACACUCCUAUGGAAGAGAAUCAUGCUCUGGCUCGUGAUAAAGGUGCUUUCUUCGAUGAUCCAGUCAAAUAUCGACGCUUGGUAGGUCGCCUGGUUUACUUGACGGUCACUAAACCAGACUUGAGUUACGCUGUUCAUACGCUUGCGCAGUUUAUGCAGAAACCACGACUCAAACAUUGGCACGCAGCUUUAAGAGUUGUUCGAUAUCUCAAGAAGGCUCCAGGACAGGGCAUCUUCUUAAGCGCCAAUAAUGAUCUCGCACUAUCUGCUUAUUGUGAUUCCGAUUACGCCGCGUGUCCAUUGACUCGUCGGUCACUUACCGGUUAUGUCGUCAUGCUUGGCGAUUCUUUGGUCUCCUGGAAAACAAAGAAACAAAAGGUAGUCUCUCGGUCUACGGCGGAAGCAGAGUAUCGCGCAAUGGCAAUCACGUUGUGUGAAGUUAAGUGGAUCGUUGAACUUCUGAGUAGUCUUGGCAUCAAACAACAGUCUCCGGUUCCUCUAUAUUGUGAUAAUCAAGCGGCCUUAUACAUAGCUGCCAAUCCAGUUUUUCAUGAAAGAACAAAGCAUGUUGAAGUUGAUUGCCACUUUAUUCGAGAUGCUAUAAUUGAUGGCUUGAUUGUUGCACGACACGUUGGGACAAAGAACCAGUUGGCUGAUAUCCGUUGGGACGAUGAUAUAACUUAUGAAAGUGUAUUGUAUUAA